Molecule: messenger RNA, 915 nt
Organism: Thelazia callipaeda (thelaziosis nematode)
Lineage: Eukaryota; Metazoa; Nematoda; Chromadorea; Rhabditida; Thelaziidae
Source: the annotation of a GenBank genome assembly
AUGGGAAUGUCGUUUGGAAUACAUAGUUUGUUAGGCUUAGCUGCAGCCCGUGAUAUGCAACAAAGUACAGCAACUUAUAUAACCGCAACACCUCAAUACUGCGUUCAUCAAACAGGAUCAUUCUUGUCUCACAACUCGCAACAGUUAUUUUCUAUGGACGUACCCCAAACUACAUUUGAUCGAGUCCAAUAUGAACCAAUUAAUCAAGGAAUACCUGGAAUGGAUUAUACUAGCCUUCGAUCUAAUUCUCUUUUUGGCACAACCGCUAUCACAAAUGUCCCGUCAUCUAGUAAUCAAGAAAACAAUUUGAAACGGAAGAAACGCCGUCACAGAACUAUUUUCACGCAGUUUCAAGUGGAUGAAUUAGAAAAAGCUUUCCAGGAAGCACACUAUCCUGAUAUGUAUGCUCGUGAAAUGUUGGCGGUGAAGACUGAAAUCGCCGUUGAUCGAAUACAAGUUUGGUUUCAAAAUCGUCGAGCUAAAUGGCGAAAGACCGAGAAAACAUGGGGCAAAAGUACAAUUAUGGCAGAAUAUGGAUUAUACGGAGCAAUGGUCAGACAUUCUUUACCACUGCCAGAAACGAUAACACGUUCCUCUGAAAAUCCUAAUGAAUCUACUGCUCCUUGGCUCUUAGGAAUGCAUAAGAAAAGUCUCGAAGCAGCAGCUCAUCUGGAAAAUGGUGAAAUCGAUAAGGAAUCAAACGAUGACGAUAGAUCGAUGGGCGGAUGUUCUCCUGAUAUUUCAAAUAGUAAUAAUAGCAAUAAUAAUGAUAAUAAUAACGAUAAUAAUGGCAGUAGAAAUAGUGACAACAACAAUAAUAGUAGUCUCAGUUUUAACACUAAAAAGUUAUGUUCGUAUGAUUAUGAUAAUCUACAAUACACCAUAUCGAAUAUUAACACUAUUAGACCGAAAUGA